Messenger RNA from Ostertagia ostertagi, 456 nucleotides. Lineage: Eukaryota; Metazoa; Nematoda; Chromadorea; Rhabditida; Trichostrongylidae. The record is from the annotation of a GenBank genome assembly.
AUGGCUUUAAUCUCAAGCGCUGACUCCAGUCGGGCCUUAUUCGCUUUUGAUGGAAAUCUGAGAUCCUAUUCCCCUGCUAUAAAUUCCUUCUUUCAGAUCUACGGUGAGGCGCUGCCGGUAUGUGAAGAUCCGUUCACAGUAUUCGAUCACUACAUGAACAUUUGCGUACCGGCCACCCUGAUUCAAUUCGUCGAUCAGGAAAACGAGCCAAACAUGAAGAUCAUCUACGGUUUCCUACUGCCAGUUUUAUCGGUGAUCGUGCUGUUGUCCAACGGUGUCGUCAUAUUGGUACUAAACGAACAGAAAACGAAGCGUGCCACAGUUGAGCCGUUGUUUUGGAUGGCGGUGAGUGCGUUGAUGAUGGCCGCAUCACCCCUACCAUUCACCAUCUACUACUACAAUCUCGGCCAUAUGCGAGACCUGAACCAAACCGAAUUUCUCUGCUAUCUUCAGAAG